AUGUUCAGUUUAGGGAAAUCUGGAAGCAGUGGCAGUGGCAAUGGUAGCACUGCUCACCACCAUCACAGUGGGAUAGGAUCUUUAUCUAAAAAGAGUCCCAUAAUAUUCGAUAUAAGAAUUGCCUCGUCAGGUGGAAACGUGAAGUUUAUGUCUGGAUCUGCGUUGGAUUCGGAGCCUACCGUUUUACAUGGUGACAUCGUAUUUUCAUUACCAGAAACCUUGCAUGUGAAGCGGAUUACUUUACGUCUUAUUGGUAAGUUCAAAUUAGAGUUUCUACAGGUUGGGCAGCAUAAGAAUACAAACUUGGCAAGUAUAGUUAAAGAAGACCAAACGAUAUUCGAAGCGUUCUGGCAAAAUUUACUGGUUGAUAAAGAGGGCAUCAUAUUGAAGGGAUCUUCUGCUGGAUCAGGUAAUUCAUCUUCUCAAGGUUCUGUCCUGGGUGUUACGGCUAAGCCAAUUCUCUCCAGAGUUCGGUCUGUGCCAAUGAUAAACACAGGUAAGAAAAAAUCGCACAAAUCAGACUCACCAGGAGUUCUAAAGCUACCAAGCAACGGUGUCAGUGGCACUCCCUACAAUGAAACAAUGGCGCCUAGUGGAUCUAGUUUCAUUCUCCCACCGGGAAAUUAUGAAUUACCCUUCCAAAUCACCUUACCCCAGGACACACCAGAAACCGUGGAAGGCCUACAAAGUGGCUCUGUUUUAUACACCAUGGAGUGUUCAAUAGAAAGGCAGGGUUUCAAUAAAGCGAAUUUCACGAAGUAUGAAUAUUUGAGGAUAUUUAGGACCCUUAAACCUGAUGAUAUGGCUAUCCAGGAAGAAGUGUAUGUUGGGAAGAACUGGCCUAAUAAGCUUCAAUACGAAAUUUCAAUUCCCAGUAGAGCCAUUCCUAUUGGUGGUGCAACGCCUAUCAAUGUAAAAAUCUAUCCAUUCCAGAAGGGCUACAAAUUGAGGAGAAUUACUGCGUCUUUAAUCCAGCAUUAUGAGUUCAAGGAUUCUGCUGGAGAAGUAUACGACGAUGAGAAUGUGAUCCAGAAACAAAUGCUAACAAAAUUUGACGAUAUACCUGGGUGUGAUUCUUCGAGAGACAACCUACUAAUUGAUGAGGUGAAAAUCAAUUCAGUUAUCCAGUUUCCAGAUGAUCUAAAGCGAGCCACACAGGAUUGUGAUGUUGCUGAUGAUUUAAUAAAAGUUCGUCACAAGCUUCAAGUUGUGCUUAACUUGCGGAGAGAUGUCAUUGACGAGGCCUCGGGGUCUAAGCCAUACGAACAAUCUACCGAUAUCAAGGUUAACCUACCAAUUAAACUAUAUGUCAUGAAACAUGUACCUAUUCAAGGACGGCUAGUGUUGUUGGACCAUUUUGGGAAACUCCAUUUCAGACCGGGUCAAUUUUGCACAUUGUUUGAACCCAGUACCGAUAGCUCUGCUCUUGGCAUCAGUAGCAACAACAGUAGUAGUAGUAGUGGUGGUGGUGUUGGUAACGUCAACAACGUCAAUUCCACUGCUAAUGGCAAUGGCAACGGAAAUGGUGACGAAGAUGGGAACAUGAAUGCUAACAGUAACCUACGUGGUAAUAGGACCAUCAGAAGGCUGGAAGACGGGUCGUAUUCCGUGCAAUAUUUCCCGGAGAGAGACACACAGGCUCCUCCAAGUUAUGAAAGCCAUUGGAACGACGUUACAAUAGAUCCAGUCACCAGAUCGCUACCGACUACCCCACUAAGGCAACUCGACGAUGUUCUAAACGGACCAAACCCAUCCCCAUCUUAUUUCGACCUUCCCACGUCCGAUGCAAGAAUACAAGCUCCACAGCCAAACCAACACGCGGUUGCCCUUGGUACCCUGCUGCGGAGCCAUCAGCCUCGUGUCCCAAACCUAGAUCAUCUACACCAUCAGAGCAGAUCCUCGUCGUCUACAAGAUUAUCCGCUCUUACUGCUGCUGCCGCUGCUGUCGCAGGAGGAUCUUCCGUCCCGCGUGCUACAGGAAGCGCAGAUGGCUCCACCACCGCUGCCAGCAACGGCUCCACCACCCCAGCGUCCAGAGAAGACUUCUUAAACCACCUACAAAGAUUGCCCUCCUACGACGAGUCACGUGCUCGAUACGAAUCUGUGUCACGUGAACCAACCCCACUAUACUUCCCAAUUCAGCAGGACCAGCAAGAACAGGAGUAG
This is a messenger RNA of Kluyveromyces marxianus DMKU3-1042, 2166 nucleotides long. RefSeq names its product Art5p (gene ART5). Gene Ontology annotation, molecular function: ubiquitin protein ligase binding; protein-macromolecule adaptor activity. The record is from RefSeq and is a predicted model, not a curated record. Lineage: Eukaryota; Fungi; Ascomycota; Saccharomycetes; Saccharomycetales; Saccharomycetaceae. The transcript has a single exon. The coding region runs from base 1 to 2166 and encodes 721 amino acids. Gene Ontology annotation, biological process: ubiquitin-dependent endocytosis. Gene Ontology annotation, cellular component: plasma membrane; cytoplasm; cytosol.